Molecule: messenger RNA, 1245 nt
Organism: Mycena citricolor
Lineage: Eukaryota; Fungi; Basidiomycota; Agaricomycetes; Agaricales; Mycenaceae
Source: the annotation of a GenBank genome assembly
AUGGAACAUAAGAUCCCGGGAGAAGCACCCAAAGUCGUGGGAUCUCCAGCAACGGCUGUUGAUGGGAAGCUAGGGCUCACGAGUGUCAGGCAGACGACUCUGUCCUUUGGGAAGAUAUCCUCUAAUACACGGGGGACAAAGAGAGACAAGAAACAAAAGAUUCUUGAUCAUGAUCAGCUCAAAGCGUCUUCUGCGGCUACCAAGCACCGACCUGACAGCAAGAUUGUGACUAGUUUGGAUGAUCCGAAUCGAGUGGAUGCACCAGAGGAUGACGACAAUCAUUUGGGUGGUCGUACAAUAGAGCCCGUACUGCUCGAAGUCUCAAAGCCAUUCUGGGUGGAUGAAAGCUCAAAGAAGAAGGGUGUCCGUUGUGCAGCCAGCGCGUCAUGCGGAACAAUUUGGGCUAGUUGGCCUCAAAACAAGCCACGCGUUCUGAAACAUGCGUCAGCGUGUGGCUUGUUAGCAACUUACAACGGCAGAGAGCUGGUGACGAAGGUGUUACACAUCCAUGCGCAGUCCAACCCCGAACUUUUGGAGCAGCUGAGAACAACAAUGGGAAUCGAGCCCAGGAGCACCACAUCAAGCUCACAAACUGAAGCACGCAACAAUCUCGUGGAGCCUCAGAAGCCUCUGCCGCUGAAACGACAACAGACUGUGGUAAUGACAGCUGCACCAGCACAGCCAAGCAGCACACCGUCUGCCAUCGAUAUUGACAGCAAAGUCCUCCUGGAGUUGGAGGAGAAACGGCGGUACCAGACUGAGGGGCAAAAGGAUCUUGCACGUAAAGCAAAUGACGCGCUCAUUGCACUGGUUGUGUGUUGCGGAGUCCCCCCCCAUGUGACAGGGACAGAGGAGUUUCGUGCCUACAGCAAUGUACUGAACGCCAGAUAUCAAGUUCCAAGCCGUACUCAUCUUGAGGAUACGCUGAUCCCGGUCUACGCUUCAAAUGUCCGCAUGGCAGUGGCGGAUUAUCUUUCUCAAUGCUUCUUCCUCACCAUCAGCUGUGACGGAGGUAAACUCGUCAAACGCAAGUUUACUUCUGUGCAUAUCACAACGCCCCAUCACCAGUCUUUCUGUAUGGAGCUUGACGAUGCAGGUGGUCUGUCACAGACCAGAGAGAACAUGUCAGCGCUGAUGACAAAGUGGAUUUCGGCGAUUGGGCCGGAGCGUUUCUGUGUGAUUGUUUCGGAUGACGCUGCCUAUGCACGAAAAGGACAGGAACUCACAAUCAAGAAAUAUCCUUGA